AUGACGGCAACGACGUCAUCAAGAGCCUCGACAGCAUCAGGAGCCUCGACUGGCGCAACGGCUUCUCAGAUACAGCAGCAGCAAUUUGUUAGCAGACAAAGAACAAUUGCCAGAUAUCAAUCACAGCACGAUAUUCCCAGUCCAUCUUUUACGACAAAUCCGCCACAAAUUGAAUCGUUCCCCCGUGGCUAUCCUUCGUUAUCAGCAUUCCUCAGCAGCGACCCAGAUUUCGCAAUAUUCCGAUGCUUCACACGCUUACACACCCGUAUUCUGCUUCAUAAACAAGACGACCUGAUAGAACUUGAACAGAAGUUGGAUCAACUGGAUCUAUCACAAAGUCAAACGAACCCAUAUCUUCUUACGACGAAUAGACGUCGCGAAGCGAACAAAGACCGGCAGGAACUCUUGGGGAAAAUAGAAGAGAAGCUUAAGGAGUAUGAUGAUUUACUCGCCGCAUUCUACACUCAUCUCGAGCGCCCCGAGCCGGAAGAGUCUGAGAUCCAGAGUGCUGCGAACUGGAUGGACGGGAAGAAGCCAGUGGCCUUUGCGGAGUCAACUUUCCUGAACGACUGGACUGAUCUCAGACGGGCGAAGCACUCUGUAGAGAAAGGAGGUCUGGAAACUUUUCUUGGGAGAUACGCCAGCAUGUCCAGGCUAUGCAAGGAUUCCAACCCGAAAUCAGAGGACCCUCAUAUCCAGUUCAUCAAGCAGUCUAAAGUUGUAGCCGUCUCACGAGCGUUAACCACCAUUUUCGCCGUGGCCACCCUCGUGGCUCCUAUUGGAAUACUGUAUGCCGUCAAAGCCGUCCCGACGAGACUUUGGGUUAUUGCUGCCUUUACUGGCAUCUUUUCUUCUGCUCUCUGCUGGUUAACAUCUUCCCGCAACUACGAGAUCUUUUCUGCAACGGCAGCAUACUGCGCGGUCAUGGUGGUCUUUGUAGGAAGCUUGCCAAAUGAGUAG
Fusarium keratoplasticum is the source of this 960-nucleotide messenger RNA. RefSeq lists its product as uncharacterized. Lineage: Eukaryota; Fungi; Ascomycota; Sordariomycetes; Hypocreales; Nectriaceae. The coding region runs from base 1 to 960 and encodes 319 amino acids. The transcript has 5 exons. The record is from RefSeq and is a predicted model, not a curated record.